Molecule: messenger RNA, 1999 nt
Organism: Ipomoea nil (Japanese morning glory)
Lineage: Eukaryota; Viridiplantae; Streptophyta; Magnoliopsida; Solanales; Convolvulaceae
Product: transcription factor-like protein DPB
Exons: 9
Coding region: 569-1642 (357 amino acids)
Biological process (GO): regulation of cell cycle; regulation of transcription by RNA polymerase II
Cellular component (GO): nucleus; transcription regulator complex
Molecular function (GO): RNA polymerase II transcription regulatory region sequence-specific DNA binding; DNA-binding transcription factor activity, RNA polymerase II-specific
Source: RefSeq, a predicted model, not a curated record
CCAUGCGCUCCUAUCCACCAUCUUAGACCCGGAACCACCGUAGCUCACCACCGCAAUCUCCACCGUCAACGGGCUGAGAGUCUGAGACCCAAACGGUUUUACUCUCUCUCUCUCCUCAUUGCCCAGGUUCUUUUUGUCCUUUAAUUUUAUGUAUUGACGGAGGAGAAAGAGAUUGCAAAGUAGAAAGUAGUAACCAAACUCGCCUCAGUCAGUCCCUCACAUCGCAUACCAUACUUAAUAUUACGAAUCUCCCGCUAAACCUCUGUGCAUAUAACUUUCAAUAUUUCCCUUUUUAAACCCACCUUUAUUUUGGUUAUAUUGCUUCUAAAAAUGUUGAUUAGUUUUACAAUUUAGCUGAAAACCCUCAAUUUCGUGGAAAGCCCAGAUUUUCCUGCUUCUAUCUUUAUCGUUUGGGUCUCAAGAUUCAAGAUUUCUGUGUAUUUUUGCUGGGAUUUAUGGUGUAAAUCAGAUUCUUUGGUGUUUUCCUUGGAACCCACGAAUUUUUUUCUGGCUUCAUUGAAGCUGGGAAACACAUAAAGCUGAGUGGUCUUGAUGAGUUUUGGUGGGGAUGGUGAAUAAUCAUGAGGAUGGGGAGAAAAACCCAUCUAGAGGAGGUAACGGCGGCGCAGGAGGAGGUGGGGCUACCAGGUCUUGGGGCACCACCGUUUCGGGUCAAUCUGUAUCAACUAGCGGCAGUAUUGGGUCACCAUCGAGCCGGAGCGAGGCUGCCAUUGCCACUCCUGCCAGCGAGAACACUUUUGCUCGGGUAACUAGCCUGGAUAAUCAUGCUGAUGAUGCCGGGUCUCUUGGCGCUGCUGGGAAGAAGAAAAGAGGUCAACGAGCAGCAGGAGGGGAUAAAAGUGGUAGAGGGCUACGGCAGUUUAGCAUGAAAGUGUGUGAGAAGGUGGAAAGCAAAGGAAGAACCACAUACAAUGAGGUAGCUGACGAACUUGUAGCUGAAUUUUCUGAUCCUAACAAUAAUCUUUCAUCUCCAGAUCAGCAACAAUAUGAUGAGAAAAACAUUCGUCGUCGUGUGUAUGAUGCUCUGAAUGUUCUUAUGGCAAUGGAUAUUAUUUCAAAGGAUAAAAAAGAAAUACAGUGGAAGGGUCUGCCACGGACGAGCGUAAAUGAUAUUGAAGAGCUAAAGACUGAGCGUCUUGGAUUGAGAAACAGGAUCGAGAAAAAAGCUGCCUAUUUAGAAGAACUGGAAGAGCAGUAUGCAGGUCUUCAGAACCUCAUGAAACGCAAUGAACAACUAUACAGCUCUGGAAAUACUCCAAGUGGUGGUGUGGCUUUACCAUUCAUAUUGGUUCAGACUCGCCCUCAUGCAACAGUUGAAGUGGAAAUAUCAGAAGAUAUGCAAUUGGUGCACUUUGACUUUAACAGCACACCCUUUGAGCUACAUGAUGACAACUAUGUGCUCAAAGCAAUGAAUUUCUGCGAAAGACCAAAGGAUGAUGCCGUGCCACAGAAUCUUCCAGCUGAUGGCGGGGAAGGUUCCAGCAUGCCCAACAUGUUCCGACUUCAGAUACCUAAUCCUCCUCCUAUACAAAACAUAUCCGGUAGGCCCCCCACCUCGCCUCCUCUUCCUGGAAUACUAAAGGCACGCGUCAAGCAUGAACAUCCUCCUCCCAGUACUUAAUCAUGCCAUGCCGCUCCAGACAUAACACCGGCCUGGCCUGUAUAGUGUGUAAAAUAUUUAAAUUUGGCGAUUCAUCUUCAGAUCUGCAUAACAUCCAUCCUUAGAUCCUUUUCCUAUUCAUUUGAAGGAAUAGAGGACAUCAUAUCUUAACCCCACAGGAAGGGAGACGUACUUUCUGGGGAUCAACAACGCUUCUCUUAGCUUUAAGCAGUGUAGCUUUCAUGUUUAUGAGUUUUGAUCCAUUUUCAGUUAGGAACCCAAACCCCGACCUGUUUAUAUCAGGUUGUAGGAAACAUCAAAUAUGUACCAAGUUUCUGGGCUUCAAAUUGACAUAAGCUAUGUUAUGUUCUUCUGAAA